AUGGCUAAAGAUCUGAAAAAUAAAAUUGUGUUAGUUACCGGUGGUGCUGUUGGCAUUGGGUUUGACAUAGCAGAUAAAUUUCUACAAAAAGGUGCGAAACUUGCAAUCUUAGCUGAUAUCAACGAAGAACAAGGAACAAAAUCUGCAACUAAACUUUGCGUAAAAUAUGGUGAAAACCGAGCAGUUUUUAUUAAAUGUAACGUUACGAAAGAUAUGGAACUAGUAUUUAAAAAAAUUGUAGACACAUAUAAAACAGUUGACGUGUUGGUAAAUAACGCUGGGGUACUCAACGAUUUAGAUGCAAAGAAAACUAUUGAUAUUAACGUUUUGGCCUUAAUUGAGUGGUCCAUCAAAUUUUGGGAGCAUAUGAGAACCGAUAAAGGAGGAAAAGGUGGCACUAUUAUUAAUAUAUCUUCAAUUUAUGGAUACAGAGUGGAUCAGUUUCUUCCCGUUUACCAAGCCUCGAAGUUCGCUGUCCUAGGUUUUACCAAGUCUUUAGGACAUACGUACAACUUCAAUAGAACUGGUGUAAGAGUAGUUGCAAUAUGUCCAGGAUUCACUAAGACACAAUUAGUAGAGAACCCUAAAAUUAAUUGGGAUAAAUGCGUAGAGAAGGAUUUCUUGGAGUUUUUGAGUACACAACUUUGGCAAAACGUGGAUUCAGUUAGUAACGCGGCUGUGGAAGUUUUUCAAAAAGCCGAUAGUGGAACUGCGUGGAGGAUAGAAGGCGCCCAACCCAUCGCUGAAGUUCUA
Messenger RNA from Brenthis ino (lesser marbled fritillary), 753 nucleotides. Lineage: Eukaryota; Metazoa; Arthropoda; Insecta; Lepidoptera; Nymphalidae. The record is from the annotation of a GenBank genome assembly.